GUUCCUUCCGGUUUGUGAGUCGGGGCCGGAAGUGCCGGGGUUGGCGGCUGCUUCCUGGGCCGUCGUGAGUAGGUUGUAGCGUACCGUAGAGUAGCUGCCGCCUACUCCUUCAUCUCCAGCCGGGUUCGGGGACGUGUCGUUGUUUGUCGCCUCCGUUGUUCUUGGAUUCUCGGCCGCCGCGGGAUUUAACAGUCAACAUGUCGAGCAAAAGGGCAAAGACAAAGACCACCAAGAAGCGCCCUCAGCGCGCAACUUCAAAUGUAUUUGCUAUGUUUGAUCAAUCACAGAUUCAGGAAUUCAAAGAGGCCUUCAAUAUGAUUGAUCAGAACAGAGAUGGUUUUAUUGACAAGGAAGAUUUACAUGAUAUGCUUGCUUCCUUAGGAAAGAAUCCAACUGAUGAGUACCUAGAUGCCAUGAUGAAUGAAGCUCCGGGUCCUAUAAAUUUUACUAUGUUCCUUACAAUGUUUGGGGAGAAGUUAAAUGGAACAGAUCCAGAAGAUGUCAUCAGAAAUGCUUUUGCUUGCUUUGAUGAAGAAGCUACAGGCACCAUUCAGGAAGAUUACUUGAGGGAAUUGCUGACAACAAUGGGAGACAGGUUCACAGAUGAAGAAGUAGAUGAGCUGUAUAGAGAAGCACCUAUUGACAAAAAGGGAAAUUUCAAUUAUAUUGAGUUCACACGCAUUCUUAAACAUGGAGCAAAAGACAAAGAUGACUAAAAGGAAAUGUCGUAUUCAUGCCAACAGUUCUUAUUUUCAUUCUGUUUAUUUCUGAGACUUUCUGAUAGAAACUGUUAGCAUGCACUCAGCUUUACAGCUUUUGCUUCUCACUGUAUUUAUUCCAAGCCAUUUGGGGCACACUUGCACCUCUGUAAUCAGACUGGAAAAAAAGGGGGGUUAUCACUUUUUAAAGCUGAAGUAAAGUAGAAUUGGAGAAAUGAUCAUUGACUUGUGAAAGCCUAAGGGGGGAAAAAAUCUCAAUUUCUGGUUUAGCUGGAUUUUUUACACUUUUUGUAAUAAAUACUUUUAAAAUAAAGGUUGUGAACAAAGUAUUUCCCUAAAUGCAGGUAUUAGGUGUAUUUAAAUAACUUCUGAAAAUAAAAAAAUCUAGUUUUUUAAAACCUCAAUGGCCAAACACUAAGUUACAGCUUAUAUAUGAAUUAGCAAUUUUUUCCUCAGGAAGAGGUGUUAACUCCUCUAUUAUACAUUCUUGUGCCAGAUUAAAAACACUUCUGAGAUGAAGUACUUGUUCAAAACCUUUGGCUCACCAAGAACUAAUCAAUUGACGGCAGCUUGGACAUUUAUUUACUAUUAUUCAUUGUUUCCAGAGAAACAGGUGAAGUAAACUAUAGGAAAAAAUUCGAGUUAUCUACUUGUUUUCCCACUAUCUCCAGCUUUCUAUCUACCUCUACCAUCUUUGUAUUCCCAGUGCCUCUUAGCAUCCUGGAUGCUGAAUAACUGUGUCAAACCAAAAGUUAAACUAGUGCCAUAACCUCAUUUGUAUGAGUAGGUUUUCUUUGCUGUCUUCUAAUGAUGAUUUUACAUUUGCAUUGUUCAUUUGUAGUAUUUGGGUAACUUUAAUCCUAACCACACUAUGUUUUCCAUUAUCUACUUUGAACUUUUGAGCACUGCUUAAGUUCAUAAGACUAGAUUAUUUCGAGUUUAAUUCCAAAUUUAUAAGAAUUUUUGUUAGGAUAGUUGCCUGUUUAUAAAAUUAUUUCAAUAGAGAGGUGAUUCUAAGUGCCUUAAAAUUGGAAUUUUCUUUUAUUGUUUAUGGCUCUUAGAUUUCUUAAGAGGAAUUUCCGUAUGUAUCUUUAUUGAAGUGUCUAUGCCUUUUGAGUGGAAGGCCUUUAAAAGGUAUAUUACGUUUUAUCUAAUACUACACAAAACAUUGCACUAAUUAUGUAAUGAAUCCUAGGCCCUUACACAGGCCCUUCUUCAUCUCUACUGCACUGAGCAAAAUAUAUAUCCCUUAGGAAGAAGUCAAGUAAAAGUUUUUUUAGCUCUUGCAAGGUAUAGCAUAGGCCUACAUUAGUGUUAGCUUAAAAUAAACCAUAGUUUGUUUUUAGGGGUAUUGCUACAUAAUUGAAUUUGGUGUGUUAUAUAUACCACAGGUGUGUUCUAUUUAAGCACAAAUAUUUGUAUUUUGAUAAAAAUGAGGAUUCUUUAAAGCCAAUGAGUUUGAAGCAAAUAAGUCUGUGUCUGCUCAUAAGUUUUGCUUUAAACUUUUGAAAUCAUGAAAUAAAUUUAUCUAUUAGAAGAAAUGGGCCUGGGUGUUGUGGUGCACGCCUGUAAUCCCUUCUCCUGAAGGAAGCUGAGGCAGGUGGAAGUUCUGAGCUACAGUAGGGCUGAAGCUUAUCAGGCAGUCUUGCUGUAUUCUUGCCAAUGUGGUGAGCCCUCUGGGAGCAGACCAGCUUGCUUUUUAAAUAAAAGCCUGGUUUAACACUUCCCUGUCAAUCAUCAAUGCCCAUGAGUGGCUGCAACACUUCUAGCUCAAGAAAAUCAAAACAGUGAGUCCUAGUCUUCUCUCCCCCCAAAACAAAACACCAUACCAUUCCAACCUCAGGUAGCAAAGAUGAUGUGUGAACUGGGUAUUUUUUUCUAUCUCCAUUCUUAGUCUUUGAUGGAAGUAUCAUCCUUUAUUUGCCUCAGUAUCCAUCCUUCUGUUUUGCACUUAAUUUGAAUUGUGUAUAACUGGAGUCCUUUUUUAUAACCAAGUUAUAUCAAGCAGAAGUUGGAUGAAAACCAUGGCAAUUCUAGUAAGAUUAAUCGCAUUUGGACAAGCUCAUAAUUCCUUUAUGUUACAGAUGGAUGCUUUUGAGUAAUAUCAUCCCUUGGUGAUCACUCAGGGUUUUGCAACAGACUGGCAAGAGGGACUAACUUGCAAGAUUCUGCUGUCAGUGUCUAUAUAUUCAGUGUUCUGCUUUGUAGAAAUUCAAUGCUCGAUUUACAUUGCUUGAAUUCUCUGCUCAUAAAAUCCAGAGCCAAUAAAGUGUUUAAA
Messenger RNA from Dromiciops gliroides (monito del monte), 2997 nucleotides. RefSeq names its product myosin regulatory light polypeptide 9. Gene Ontology annotation, cellular component: cytoplasm. Gene Ontology annotation, molecular function: calcium ion binding. The record is from RefSeq and is a predicted model, not a curated record. Lineage: Eukaryota; Metazoa; Chordata; Mammalia; Microbiotheria; Microbiotheriidae. The coding region runs from base 198 to 716 and encodes 172 amino acids. Gene Ontology annotation, biological process: platelet aggregation. The transcript is spliced from 4 exons.